This is a messenger RNA of Octodon degus (degu), 1691 nucleotides long. It is a transcript of the gene Rcan3, whose product is annotated as RCAN family member 3. Gene Ontology annotation, molecular function: nucleic acid binding; calcium-dependent protein serine/threonine phosphatase regulator activity. Bases 144 to 869 code for a protein of 241 amino acids. The record is from RefSeq and is a predicted model, not a curated record. The transcript has 5 exons. Lineage: Eukaryota; Metazoa; Chordata; Mammalia; Rodentia; Octodontidae. Gene Ontology annotation, biological process: calcium-mediated signaling. Gene Ontology annotation, cellular component: cytoplasm; nucleus.
CGAUAUUCAAAGGGGGAAAAAAAAAAACUUGGAUGAGAAAGACACAGCCAGCGCACUGCAGACCGUAUUUCAGGGUGCAGAUGCAGGUGCCUGGUAGACAUCCUAGAAUUUUCAAAACGGCCAAGACUGUCUUUUAGGGGACCAUGCUAAGGGACAAUAUGAAAUCUUGGAAUGACAGCCAGUCAGAUCUCUGUAGCAGUGACCAAGAAGAGGAAGAAGAGAUGGUUUUUGGUGAAAAUGAAGACGAUCUGGAAGAGAUGAUGGAUUUGAGCGAUCUGCCUACCUCCCUCUUUGCCUGCAGCGUCCACGAAGCAGUGUUUGAAGUCCAGGAACAGAAGGAGAGAUUUGAAGCGCUUUUCUCCCUCUAUGAUGACCAAGUUACAUUUCAAUUAUUUAAAAGCUUUAGAAGAGUCAGGAUAAAUUUCAGCAAGCCUGACGCCGCAGCCAGGGCGCGAAUAGAGCUGCACGAAACGGACUUCAACGGCCGGAAGCUGAAGCUGUACUUCGCGCAGGUGCAGAUGUCCGGUGAGGCAAGGGACAAAUCCUACCUCCUGCCGCCGCAGCCCGCCAAGCAGUUCCUCAUCUCCCCGCCCGCGUCUCCCCCGGUGGGCUGGAAGCAGAGUGAGGAUGCCAUGCCUGUCAUCAACUACGAUUUACUCUGCGCCGUUUCCAAAUUGGGGCCAGGGGAAAAGUACGAGCUGCACGCGGGCACCGAGUCCACCCCGAGCGUGGUGGUGCACGUCUGCGAAAGCGAAACCGAAGAGGAAGAAGAAACCAAAAGCCCCAAGCAGAAGAUCACGCAGACCCGGCGCCCGGGCGCCCCGACCGCAGCGCUGAGCGAGUCGCCGACCUUCGAAUGCGCACCUUGAGCGCAGGGGGAGCCGCGUCCUCCUGCAGGGCAGCCUGGCCAGCUCGCUGCGCGCCUGCUCAGGGUGGGGCGGGGAGCCCGUCCUUUCCGAGGAGUUCUGUGGCAUGCCCAAAUGGGCACUUGAAAGGAUUGGGCCCCCAGUGUGGCAGAUUUUAAAAAUGCCUCCCACCCCCUUCUACCAGCUUUAGCACUCCUGAUUGCAUAUGGCGUAGGGUACCGAAACCCAAACUAUAAUCACCCAGCACAGUAGCAUUUUUACAAAUUUAAAAAUAGUCUUCAAUUUUAAUAACUGGUGUGGGUAUUUUUGUACUGGUAUGAUAGCUUCUAGCUAAUACAUGGAUGAAAGGUUGUUAUGCAGUAUAUGUGACUUUUUUGGGCACAAAAAGAAACCUGAAAUGCAGAAUAAUUCAUAAAAAUUCAUCCGAUUCACUUUUUUUCUCAAGUAUUGCUUUCGUAAGCUUUGAGGAAGAGUUGCCAAAUCCUUUCUGGUCACCGGAACUCAAUGGCACAGGUCAAGGUGGGUGUGGCUGUCCCUGGGCCGCCUCCUUGGAGCUGUUUCCAGGAACCAUGGCCCCAGAGAUGGGCUGCAGGAGACUGGCUGCUCUGAGGUGGCCAGUGUGUGCCUGACUGACUGUGACUCGGGCAGUGGCCACACGCUGUCAUCGGUGACCACUUGCUGUCUGCGGAGGGCCAGGCUGUCUUCAUGGACCAUUUUUAUGACCACUUUCAACAGUGUAUUAACCACUAGUUUGUUAGCGCUUGCCCACUCUCUCUCUCACUCGCUUGCUCUCUUUCUCUUUUUCUUUAUUUCUUUUCUUUUCUU